Salmo salar (Atlantic salmon) is the source of this 7619-nucleotide messenger RNA. RefSeq names its product SPRY domain-containing SOCS box protein 4. Gene Ontology annotation, biological process: proteasome-mediated ubiquitin-dependent protein catabolic process; intracellular signal transduction. Lineage: Eukaryota; Metazoa; Chordata; Actinopteri; Salmoniformes; Salmonidae. Gene Ontology annotation, cellular component: SCF ubiquitin ligase complex. Gene Ontology annotation, molecular function: protein binding. The record is from RefSeq and is a predicted model, not a curated record.
CGAUGUGUUGUCCAAUUUACACGAGGCUUCUUAUUCACUCCCCGAGGUCAGUGUUGAGUUGUCUCGUUAUAUCCUUGCUACGAAAAUUGGCAGACUUUAGGACGGCGAAAAGAAAUGGCUCUGCUGGUGCCCUAGCCUUCACCUAUUCCCGAUCCUGUCUAUCCCUCGAGCGACGUGGCCAAUCAGUGUGUGUGUGUCAGCGACACAUGAAUGGUGAUAUCCAAGGAAUGGCUCGCGGGACAAAGAAGCCGCCCGUCUCGAAUUCCCGUCGAUAGAGAAAAUUCGCGGAUGAAACAGAAACAUUUGAGUUGUUAAGGCUUGAGUGAAACCAAAUGAAUAUCUUCGACGCAAAGUCCAACAGUUUUGGUUUUGUUUUGCUCAAGGAGGGAACUUGGCCUCGUGAGAUCUCUGUCGAUCGCCAGGCGAGGCUGUUGGCUACAUUGGAACGAGCGAGGUUCCUCUGACAGUGGACUGAGUGUCUCUGAGAGUGGUUCUCAGCCAGGGACGACUGCCCUUCUGGCCACAGCGCCCAUGAGGUAACGGCGAGAAGUCCCAUACCAGCCUCGCUCUGCCCUCCACCCCCAUCUCCCUCUAUCCCUCCAUCCCUCUCCAGCGAUGGGUCAGAAGAUCUCGGGCAGCAUCAAGUCAGUUGAUGCACGGGGUGAGCCCUCAUAUCGGCCUGUCCGCCGUGAGCUGCGGGGUCCAGACUUCUGCCGGCCUCCUCGUCUUGACCUACUUCUGGACAUGCCCCCUGCGACCUCUGACCUGCAGCUCCACCACGCCUGGAACCCAGAGGACCGCUCGCUCAACGUCUUUGUCAAGGAGGACGACAAGCUGACCUUCCACCGCCACCCGGUGGCCCAGAGCACUGACUGCAUCCGCGGUCAGGUGGGCUACACACGGGGGCUCCAUGUCUGGAGGAUCCACUGGCCGGCGAGACAACGAGGAACACACGCUGUCGUAGGGGUGGGCACGGCUGACUCUCUUCUACACUCUGUGGGUUACACGGCCCUGGUGGGUUCGGACUGUGAGUCGUGGGGCUGGGACUUGGGCCGGAACAGACUCUACCACGACAGUAAGAACCGGCUGGCCUCCACUUCGGCACCAACAUACCCGUGUUUCCUAGAGGCAGACGAGUCGUUUGUUCUGCCGGAUGCCCUGCUGGUGGUGCUGGACAUGGACGAGGGCACGCUCAGCUUCAUGGUGGACGGCCAGUACCUGGGCGUGGCCUUCAGAGGGUUAAAGGGCAGGAGGCUGUACCCUAUCGUCAGUGCCGUGUGGGGACACUGUGAGGUCUCCAUCUGCUACGUCAAUGGACUGGAUCCGGAGCCCCUCCCCCUGAUGGACCUGUGCAGGCGAGUGGCCAGGCUGGCUCUGGGGCGGGACCGAGUCAACCAGAUAGACACCCUCCCUCUGCCAGAGACCAUCAAGAACUACCUCCAGUACCAGUGACCCGACACACACCAGGACAACCAAUGACUGCUUGACGACGGCUACAUUUCACUACGGUCAACCACAAACAAUUGAAUCCUGAACCACUGGACAUCUACUGAGGAUGAUGAUGGUUGGGAGGAAGCCUAUAAAGGAGUUGCGAGCAUCCUUUUAGGAUUUGUGUCCAUUUUCACCUCCGUUGUUUCAAUUUGCUCACUGCUGCUGUCCCCCAGAUGGACAGACAGAGGUAGAUGGGCUUGAGACUGGACUCUAGCAGAAGUGUUGGGCUAUGAUGCUGGCUUCUCAUUGGGUCUAUAAUGUGGAAGCUUCUAGAAUAUAUUUCUGGAGGAACAGGGCGUUUUGGGGAUGAUGCACACAGACAUAGUUACUGUACAUUUAUACAGACUCUCUGGAAGCCUCUCUGAACAUGUAGAUAUUUAGACAACUGAGGCUCACCAGCCCCUAGCCACAGGGACGCGAACAUCGUUCAACGCAUGCAUAUGCAAACACUAGCUCAUGCUCAGAGGGGCUGUUUUCAGUCUGUGUGAGGUUUUAUGCAAGUGUGGGUUGGUGCGUGUCGGCCUUGCUCCGCAACAGGCACCCCAAGACAUCAGUCUGACCCACUGAGUUUGGCAACACUGCAGCCCUGAUCUCUCUAGUCCCCUGCUGCACUGCACCUUCCUCUCAACUGGCAGUCUCCCUUUAUUUAUCAGUGGGUUUCAUUGGAUCCAUGCCUCUGUCUGUCUGGGUGAGUGACUGGUUGUGCAUCCAGUGGCACCCUAUUCCCUACAUUGUGCACUACGUUUGAUCAGAUGGUGUGCACUAUGUAGGGAAUAGGGUGCCAUUAUGGACAUACCUGGAAUGUUGUCAGUCAGUGUGAUGUGUUAAAGCUGAGGUUGGUCUGAGGGCCAUUCUGCUGUUACUGUUUAUGUGCCUGCUCAGGGAAAGCACACCUCUCACAGGAGACAAAAAAAAAGACCUGCUGCUUUUUCCCCUCUUUCUGUUCUUAUCCUGAUGGUGACUACUCCUUUAAGAAUACGUUCUGUUUUUAUGACUGAGGUUUUAGUUUGUUUCUGAUUUUUGUUUUCUAUGGUUUUGUUUUCUAUUUGCCGGACAGGAAGUGACCCGGGUGAGACAGGAAGUCUCGCUGAGAGAGACUUAUCGAGGAAUGUGCUGCCAUGAGAAUCUUUUAAAUGUGAAUAAACCACAAACUGAACCAAACACGCUGGUGUUUUCUGUCCAGUUGGACCUACUGUCAUCUCAGUAUGCCAGUGUCAUCCAAAUGAAGGGAAGUCUCAAUGCUGCCCAGCACAUUCACAACACUAAGCCUUUGAACCAAAAAUAGUCAUUCAUUUAUUUAACUGUGAUUUUAAGUAUGUUGCUGUAGUUGAUAUUUAGUCAGUGAUGUUUUCUGAAGCUGAUGUCCCAUGGGGCAGGCAGACUUUGAACAGAGAACAAAGCCUGUUAUGUGAUCACAGUUCAGACAAAGCAGCUUUCCCUGACCAUUCAGAAAACCCCUUCAUGUUUUACAGCAUAAAUCUGUCUGUCGAUCAUAUCAAGUUCACACCAGGACAGCAAAGUGGUACUGAUGAGAUGAUUUAACGCAAGUGGUGAGAGAGUUCAGUUGUAGGGAAGGAAACAUUUCCCUAAAUGAUAACAAUCAUCCUACUCUCUCAAUAGGAAGGCUUGGUAGGGAUGAUCUUGCAGGGCCAUAGUUACCGGCCCAUUACCAGAAGUGUACAUAAGCUGUGUUAUAGCAAUUGGCUCAUUCAUCCCCCUCCUCUCCCCUGUAACUAUUCACCAGGUCGUUGCUGUAAAUGAGUGUGUUCUUGUCAACUUACCUGGUAAAAUAAGGGUUACAAAUUUUUUUUUAUAAUGGAUCUCAGGCGAAGGCUUUAGUGCUGAAAUGCAAGGAUUUGAAGGAUGAGGAAGCGCUUCAGGGCAUGAUGCUGGACACAGCAUCACAGUUUGAGGCUAAGACCAGGCAUUGGAAAUCAAAUAUCAGUUAAAUGAGAUCAUCCCUGCCCUUUUGAAUUUAGUAAUUAAUUUACUCCCUUGUGGAAAGGUAGGAUCAAAUCAGGAUAAAAGCCGGUGCUCAGAAGUAGUUUGAUCUGUCUAAAAGGGGCUUAUCCUUGAUACACCCCUGUUUCUUGACAGUUUGUUGUGACAGCUUGAUUUGAUUUGAGCUGCGCAACUAUGCCGCUUUAGAAUUGAGCUCUGAUAUGUCCUGUUGACUGUUGACUGGGGUUUAAUCUUACAACAGUGACUAUUGGCUCCCUCCUUUCCCUUCUCUUCCCUCACCCCCUCUCCCCCUACUCAACCCAUUUAUUUCUCCCCACUUCUCACCCUCUCCAACCAGCUUUCCAUCAUCGUCCAUAUUAUUACUCUCUGCACUCUCCUGUCCUUUACCUCUUAUGCCUGUACUUUCCAUAUCCAUCACGAAAGGUGUAAUCUCUCCCCUCACCGGUCUAUUCUACUGCCUUCACACUCUCCAUGAUGCCCAUCAACAUUCCUCCUUUCACUCUUCUCUGCUCACUCCCUCAUUCCUUUCCCUCCCUCUCAUCCUGUAUUGAGUGACAUGGAGGGAGGUGGGAGGAGAACUGUAGCAGUUGAAGGGCUGUUAUCUUCCACAGAGGGAAGAUGAAGAAAUGUAUAAUUCCUAAAAGAAAAUCACCUCUUUAGGUUUGCUCUUUUCUCCUGCAGAGCGUUAUGUAAAAUGUAUUGUUUGGUUCUGUGGUCUGUUUCUCUCGCUCAGAUUAAAUGAAUGAGUGCUUGACUUCUCAAAGCUACUUUUCUCUUUGACCUAUUUGAAUGAUCUUUAAAAAGGGUACAUAGUCAGUCUUCUAGACGAAGCGCGCACACUUAACAGAAAAUAGCCCUUUACUCACUUUAGGUAACUGUCAAUCAAAAACGUUUUAAGAACCAUGAUUCAUUGCAACCAGUGAAGGGGGCUGUGAAUGUGGUCAGUGCAGGCAUGGAACAGAAUUGGCAGAACCACUAGCACUUAGAGGCGUCCAAGUAAAGGUCAGCAUCCCUCAGCGCAUGGCCGUCAUCACUGCAUCUCUUCUUUCCAGAGCUGUGUUGUGGUCACAUUCUAACAGACACACACUGACCUGUGAGUGGACCUGGGGGCUAUUGUCAACUCAAGGAAACAACCGAAGCGAUGUGGGAAAAUCACAAACAGUCCAAUGGCUUCCUGAGAUACUUUGUGAGGGUAUGGACUAGGGAAGGAAGACCAUGAGACGAAAGAGCAUUUUCCUUUUCAACAACUGCUGCCACAUUGAGGAGAACAUUACAGGACAUUGUUGCUGUGACGUCAAUGAAUUGUAUGAAGAAUGGAAAGUACAAGCACAUUGUUGAAAGAGGACCUCACUAUGGUUUGACGUCCAUGUUGUGGUAGAUGGUAUUGUGUGAUGGUAAUUCUACUGAAAGGACAGGGCAUGUCCUGUAUGGAGCUGUAGGAGGGUUGUUUUCCUGUCCAGUGUCUGGUUGAUGUGAAUAUCCUCCGAGACCCUUUCGACCGUCACUCUUUUGGCCCCUGCUGAACACUUGGACUGACCGCCUGCACCGACUCUCGCCCACACCUGUGUCUAGCAGACUCUUAUGUCUAAAUACUGCACUAUUUAAACACUUGGCCCCCAAUCCACCCUUUCCUAAAAAACAUGUCAAUAUUGGACUAUAAAUUGUGCCUUCCUAUAUUAUACUUAUGCUAAAAUGUUUUCUAUUCUGAGCUAUUUACUUCAUUCGUAUUCUUUUAUUUCUCAUUGUUGCAUUAUUGAAGGAACAUGCAAGUAAGCAUUUAGUUGGAUGGUGUAUCCCGUACAUACGACUAAUACAACUGGAAACUUGUUUGUUUUGAGCAACUUGGUAGAGCUGCUGGUACCUGUGGUCAAUACUGCCAUCUGCUGGUUGUAAAAACGACCAGUUUAGUGAACUGUCUUUUCUGUCGGUAAAGUGGGACUGACAUUUGAUAAGGGAAUCGUAUGGUAAUGUUCUGGUCACAAUUAAACCACACAAAUGCCAAAACACUCCAACCACUUGUUUUUUAAUAGAUUUGUUUUACAAACUAGGGGUGAAGAGAAUGCAUAGAGUCAGCCACACUUCUAGGAGGCUCGUCAGAGACAUGAAAAAAUGGAAAAGGAACACACUGUUAGUAAUUAAUAGACUGGGCGCAUACUUCUAAAGGACACACAACCCUACAGGGUCUCUCUCACACCUAAAAAACAGAAGGGCAUGAUUGAUAAUCAUAUGGAACGGACACACACACAAUUCAGACAUUCAAGGGCAAAGCGAGAACAGAUCCAUGUGAAGGAACUGUGUACCAAAUGUCUCUAGAUAUAAACACAGAGUAGAAGCACGUACGUGUAGAGCAGGGAUCAAUAAAAAAAUAGAGAGCGCCCAAAGUAUUGGGACAGUGACACGUUGUUUUGGCUCUGUAUUCCAGCACUUUGGAUUUGAAAUGAUGCAAUGACUGAGGUUAAAGUGCAGGCUGUCAGCUUUAAUUUGAGAGUAUUUUCAUGCAUAUCAGAUGAACAGUUUAGAAUUUAACACCAGUUUCUGUACAUGGUCCCAUAAAAUUGGGGGACUAAGAGUAUUGGGACAAAUUCAGAUGUGCAUCCUAAAUGAGUCGUGACUAACGAUGACUGAGAGAUGCACAAAUAUCAUACCUCCAAGAAACGCUAACCUCUCACCAUUACAAUAAAAGGGGAGGUUGCAUUUUUUGGGGGGGGUAUGAUAUUUGUGCGUCUAACUUUCUCACUCAUUAUUCACGAUUCAUUCAAGAUUAUCCUGAAGUGUUUAGAAAUAUAUUCUAUUAUUUGUGAUAAGUGACUCAAAUGGCAAUACAUUAUUUUGUGCCCAAUAGAAAUUAAUGAUAAUCUGAAACAACCAAAAACAAACAGCAAAUGCAUCCAACCAAUUAUAGUCACAAGCGUGAUGUAGUCAUUGCAUGCUAUGAAUAUAUUACCAAAUACUAAAAUGUUUACUACACAAGUGAAUUGGUCCCAAUACUUUUAGUCCCUCCAUUUUAGGGGACCAUGUACAAAGUGCUGUAAUUUCUAAACGGUUCACCUGAUUAUGGAUGAAAAUACCCUUUAAUUAAAGCUGACAGUCUGCACUUUAACCUCACAGCCAUUGCAUAAUUUCAAAGUGCUGGAGUACAGCGCCAAAACAACAAAUUGUCACUGUCCCAAUAUUUUGAGCUCUCGGUAUAUAUUAUUGUGGAAACUCACUCUGGGUCUCAACUUACUGUUGACAGUUUGAAUUUGUACAAUACACAAGGUGCAAUUUCAAAAAUGUUGUUCAGCAGUUUCUCAUGUCAGUCACUGACAGUCACUCAAUUAGGCCAUGUCAGCCAGUGGGGUAAAGUAUUUUUACUUAUGUCGUUUGAGUAUCUGUACUGUACUAUUUAUAUUUUUGACAACUUUUACCCCACUACAUUCCUAAAGAAGAUAAUUUACUUUUUACUCCAUACAUUUUCCCUGACACCUAAAAGUACUUGUUACAUUUUCAAUACAUAGCAGGACAGGAAAAUGGUCCAAUUCAAACGGUUAUAAAGAGAAUAUCCCAACUGUCUCUGAUCUGAGACUCACUAAACAAAAAAUUCUCUGUUUGUAAAUGUCAGUGUUGGAGUGUCCAGGCUGUAUCACAUCCAGCCUUGAUUGGGAGUCCCAUAGGGCGGCGCACAAUUGGCCCAGCGUCAUCCGGGUUUGGCCGGGGUAGGCCGUCAUUGUAAAUAAGAAUUUGUUUUUAACUGACUUUCCUAGUUAAAUAAAAGGUUAAAUAAAAAUUAAAUGAAAAAUCUAUGAAUAAAAAAGUGUGCUGUCUGGGUUGCUUAAUAUAAGGAAUGUGACAUUUAUUUUACUUUUGAUACUAAAGUAUAUUUAAAACCAAAUACUUUGACUUUUACUCUAGUAGUAUUUUACUUGAGUCAUUUUCUAUUAAGGUAUCUUUACUCAGUAUGACAAAUUGGGUACUUUUUCCACCACUGAUGUCAGCAAAAAAUGAUUAGAUUGGUAAAUUAGUCUAGCGGCCAGCUAUACUUAGUACUUAUGGUUGAAUUACUGGCCGGCGGCCCCCAUUGAAUAACAAAUUCAGUCUCCCUCAGAUGUAUUAUAAACUGCCAACAUUUCUCGCAACUCUGUCAAAAUGUGUAGAAUUGCAGGAAGUUAGCUAUAAAAAAUAUAAUU